This is a messenger RNA of Ceratina calcarata, 890 nucleotides long. RefSeq names its product mitogen-activated protein kinase kinase kinase 7-like. Bases 292 to 729 code for a protein of 145 amino acids. NCBI's taxonomy places the organism in Eukaryota, Metazoa, Arthropoda, Insecta, Hymenoptera, Apidae. The record is from RefSeq and is a predicted model, not a curated record. Gene Ontology annotation, molecular function: ATP binding; MAP kinase kinase kinase activity. Gene Ontology annotation, biological process: immune response; JNK cascade; protein phosphorylation. The transcript is spliced from 2 exons.
UGCUAAAAAUUAUAACGAUGGCUCAGAAAAGAACAUGUGCAAUGCAUUCAUCUUUGAUGCCAUUUACAUUGUAUACAAAAUAAUCUUCCUGUCAUCGCAAAUGAAGGAGAUACUUAGAUGGCUACAUUUCGGUGAACCGCUCUGUACUGACUUUAGAUGCAAAGGGAGAAAUGUCGUGGGUGAAGCCGCGACAGGGAACGCUGGUCAAUAAUACUAUAGUAUGCUUAUGUGUAAUACUUUAUUUCAGUUUUACAUUGCAAUCCCCAGCCAAGGUACACAGCAGGUCAUGCGAUGAGCUGGGCAUUACAAUGUGCACGUGGCGUCGCAUACCUCCAUAAUAUGAAACCCAAACCUUUGAUCCACAGAGACUUAAAACCACCGAAUUUGUUAUUAGUAAUGGGUGGACACACCCUAAAAAUUUGUGAUUUCGGUACAGCUUGCGAUCUGAAUACCUACAUGACUAACAAUAAGGGGUCUGCUGCGUGGAUGGCCCCGGAGGUAUUUGAAGGUUCCAGGUACACGGAAAAAUGUGAUGUGUUUAGUUGGGGUGUCAUUUUAUGGGAGAUAUUAUCGAGGAAGAAACCUUUUGAUGAGAUCGGUGGAUCAGCCUACAGAAUAAUGUGGGCAGUGCACGUUGGGCAAAGACCCCCUUUAAUAGAAGGUUGUCCAAAGCCAAUUGAAGAUCUCAUGACCAGGUAUCUACUAAUUUCAAUAAUUAUUAUUUACUAGAGGUGCGCGAAAAUCCGAAAAUGUCGGGUCGGAUCAGGACAAGAAUUUUUCUCGGGAUUCUCGAAAAGAUCCGGGAGGUGCACGUAUGUUUUAUUUCAAAUAUUCGUACAAAAAGGCUAAUUAUUACUUUUUGGUAUAUUAUUUCUACCUCACUUACCAAU